Setaria italica (foxtail millet) is the source of this 2001-nucleotide messenger RNA. Its product is annotated as probable metal-nicotianamine transporter YSL16. Gene Ontology annotation, cellular component: plasma membrane. Gene Ontology annotation, biological process: response to iron ion; seed development. The transcript has 9 exons. Gene Ontology annotation, molecular function: oligopeptide transmembrane transporter activity; iron-nicotianamine transmembrane transporter activity. The record is from RefSeq and is a predicted model, not a curated record. The coding region runs from base 1 to 2001 and encodes 666 amino acids. Lineage: Eukaryota; Viridiplantae; Streptophyta; Magnoliopsida; Poales; Poaceae.
AUGGAGGUCGACCACUCGGGCGAGAUCGGCGUCGGCGACGCCGGGCCGGAGCCCGAGCCCGAGCCGCCCGAGGCUGCGCCGUCCCCCGCCGCCGCGGCGGCGCUCGAGCACCAGCAGCCGUGGCGCGAGCAGCUGACGGUGCGGGGCCUGGUGGCCGCCGCGCUCAUCGGCUCCAUGUACACCGUCAUCGUCAUGAAGCUGAACCUCACCACGGGGUUCGUCCCCACCAUGAACGUCUCCGCCGCACUGCUCGCGUUCCUCGCGCUCCGCGGCUGGACGGCCGCGCUGGCCCGCCUCGGCAUCCGCUCCUCCGCCGCCAGACCCUUCACGCGCCAGGAGAACACCGUCGUCCAGACCUGCGCCGUGGCGUGCUACUCCCUGGGGCUCUGCGGGUUCGGGUCGUUCAUGCUGGGCCUGAACAGGAGGACGUACGAGGCGGCCGGGGUGAACACGCCAGGGAACGUGCCGGGGAGCGUCAAGGAGCCAGGGGUCGGGUGGAUAACCGGGUUCCUCGUCGCCAGUAGCUUCGGCGGCCUCCUCACCUUGGUUCCCCUCAGAAAGGUCUUGGUCAUCGACUACAAACUAACGUACCCAAGCGGGACUGCAACGGCUGUUCUUAUAAACGGAUUCCACACCCCUCAAGGAGACAAGAAUGCAGAGAAGCAAGUCCGUUCAUUUCUGAAGUAUUUCGGGAUCAGCUUCCUGUGGAGCUUCUUCCAGUGGUUCUACACCGGUGGCAGCGUCUGCGGAUUCGCUCACUUCCCUACGUUUGGCCUUCAGGCCUGGAAACAAUCGUUCUUCUUCGAUUUCAGCAUGACGUACGUCGGCGCCGGGAUGAUCUGCCCGCACCUUGUGAACCUCUCCACCCUCCUCGGCGCGAUGCUCUCCUGGGGAAUUCUGUGGCCACUCAUCAGUAAACGAAAGGGGGAUUGGUACCCGGCCGACGUGCCGGAGAGCAGCAUGACCAGCUUGUAUGGUUACAAGUCAUUCCUCUGCAUUGCUCUGAUCAUGGGCGAUGGCAUCUACCACUUCGUCAAGGUCCUCGGCAUCACUGCCCAGAGCAUGCACGAACGAUCGAAACUCAGACGCAGCAACAGCCGAGUGGCCGACUUGGACAAGGCGGCGGCGAUCGACGAACUGCGGCGGGACGAGGUCUUCAACCGGGACUCCAUCCCGGCGUGGCUGGCGUACGGCGGGUACGCCCUGAUGAGCGUCGUCGCGGUGGUCACCAUCCCGAUGAUGUUCCGGCAGGUGAGGUGGUACUACGUGGUGGUCGCGUACGCGCUGGCGCCCGUGCUGGGCUUCUCCAACUCCUACGGCGCCGGGCUCACGGACAUCAACAUGGGCUACAGCUACGGCAAGCUCGCGCUCUUCGUCCUCGCGGCGUGGGCCGGGCGCGAGGACGGCGUCGUGGCCGGCCUCGUCGGCUGCGGCCUGGUCAAGGAGCUGGUGCUCAUCUCAGCCGACCUCAUGCACGACUUCAAGACGGCGCACCUGACCCUGACGUCGCCGCGGUCCAUGCUCGCCGCGCAGGCCGUCGGGACGGCCAUAGGCUGCGUCGUCACGCCGCUCACCUUCCUCCUCUUCUACAGGGCGUUCGACGUCGGCGACCCGGACGGGUACUGGAAGGCGCCGUACGCGCUCAUCUACCGCAACAUGGCGCUCCUGGGAGCCCAGGGCUUCUCGGCGCUGCCCAGGCACUGCCUGCCGCUGUCCGUGGGGUUCUUCGCGCUCGCCGUGCUCGCCAACGUGGCGAGGGACAUCCUGCCGCCACGGUACGGGAGGUUCGUGCCGCUGCCGACGGCGAUGGCCGUGCCGUUCCUCGUCGGCGCAAGCUUCGCCGUCGACAUGGUGGUGGGGACCGUGGUGGGAGUAGCAAGUAACCCUUGCAUCUCCAAAGUCCCCAGGCUUAUACCUGGAUUUAAGGCAGACUAUAGGCCGUCCGAGAUUGACCACGAAGGCUAUCUCCGCAAGACGGACCAAAGAUGCAACCUCGAGUGA